Molecule: messenger RNA, 2064 nt
Organism: Phytophthora nicotianae INRA-310
Lineage: Eukaryota; Oomycota; Peronosporomycetes; Peronosporales; Peronosporaceae
Exons: 6
Coding region: 33-1175 (380 amino acids)
Cellular component (GO): nucleus
Molecular function (GO): RNA binding; poly(A) RNA polymerase activity
Source: RefSeq, a predicted model, not a curated record
GCUUUUGUGACCUUUUUGAGAUAGUGCCUUCGAUGCCAGCUCAAAAACCAAUGACGACGCCGUUGUCGACUGCCGGGCCGUCGCACGAGGACAAGCGUCUUAAUGAUGAGCUUCUACAGACACUGCGGGCCUGCGGGUUGUACGAGAGCGACGAGCAGCUCGCACGACGCGAUCGUGUGCUGAAGAAAUUGCACGAUAUAUUGCAGGAGUACGCACUGCACGAGGGUCUGGGACUCUACAGCGAAGCGGAAGCGGCCGUCAAACGCGUGCAGCUCCGUACCUUCGGCUCGUGCCGCCUCGGUGUCCAGAGCUGCGAGGCCGACAUCGAUACACUGUGCGUUGCACCCAGACACUGUACGCGCACAAGCUUCUUCGAGAAGGCCCCGAUUUUACUGGAGGCGGCGUCCAGCGUCACGGGACUGCGCGUCAUUAGUGACGCGUUCGUGCCAGUGAUCAAGAUGCAGGUGGACGGGAUCCCAGUGGACCUGCUGUUCGUGUCACUAGAUCUGGACUCAGUCCCAGAGGAUCUAGAUAUGCUGGACGACCAGAUCUUGAGAGGAAUGGACGAGGCCUCGGUGCGGAGCUGCAAUGGCGUCCGCGUGACGGAGCGAAUUCUACAGCUCGUGCCCAAUCAGGAGCGAUUCCGGACGACAUUGAUCGCUGUCAAGCAUUGGGCUCGGAUUCGAGGUAUCUACUCGAACGUAUUGGGCUUCCUCGGCGGAGUGAACUGGGCCAUCUUGGUGGCGCGGAUCUGUCAGUUCUACCCGAACUCGUUGCCGGCGUCGCUGCUGUCGCGCUUCUUCAGGAUCUACCAGAUGUGGACGUGGCCGAAUCCGAUCAUGCUCGACCGGGUGGACAACCCACUCAACCUCGGCUUCUCGGGAUGGAACCCGAAGAUCAAUGUUCGGGACCGAUUACACCUGAUGCCGAUCAUCACACCGGCAUAUCCAGCGUUGAACUCGUCGUAUAAUGUGAUGGCUUCAACCUUACGUAUUCUCAAGGCUGAGUUGGGUAGGGGGUUUGACCGGACACUUGAGAUUGAGACCAAGAAAGCUUCAUGGACGAAGCUGUUCGUAGCGCCAGUGUUCUUCCAAAGGUUCUGUGACGUAUCCUCGAGUCCUGAGCCUUGUGAUUGCCUUGCUGCGUUGUUGACUGGUUUGGUUUGUGGUCAAUAGGUCAAAACAUUUUCUUCGUGUCCAGAUCACAGCAAAUAAUGCCGAAGACUUCGACGGGUGGUUCGGCUGGGUCGAGUCAAGACUGCGGCAUUUAUUCCUUCGGUACGUGGCCUGUUGAUCUUCUUUUCGGGGCUGAAAACUUGCAUCUCGACUCGUGAUUUUGACAGCACAUGGUGACCGGAUCCUGUGAACGCUCGCUGGGUAACCUGAUCUCUCUGCUGACUUUGUUGUUGCAUUUUACUAGAUUGGAGGCUCUGCCGGACAUCCGCAUCCACCCGUUCGCUCGCUUCUUCGACUUUGUUGAGACCAAGGACGAAAGUCCAGAGAGCUCGUCCAAGUGUGAGGUUCACACCUCGUGGCUGUUCAUCGGACUGAAGUUCCCAGCCCCCACAGCAGCUCCAGUCACAGGGGCGACGCACAAUGUGGAUCUGACGGGUGUGAUCCGCGACUUUGCCUUGUACACGGACCAGUGGGAAGGUCGCCACGGCGGGAUGGACAUGCAGAUCGAUCAUGUUACACGUUCGCAGAUCCCGGAGUGGGUACUGGAGUCUGUGGACAAUGGAGCGGACGACAGUAAGCACGUGAGGAAGCAGACGGCAGAGAAACCUUCCAAGAAGAAGAAGCGAGACGAUGAAGUCGCUGCUGUUGACUGCCCUACACAAAAUUCGACAAAGAAGAGUAAAGGUACGUGCUGACAAAGGUUAACUCCGCGGCCAGUAGCUUUGUAGAUCGGUAGCAACAAGUAGGAACUGACCCGCAGAGUCUGGCUGGUAUAGUUUCAUUCUCAUCUUGACUGUAGUCGGAUUAGUCGGGAAUGGAUGGGAUCAACUGUUUUGACACACUUACUCGUUCUUGAACUCGGCCUUGCGCUUCUCCACAAAGGCGGCCA